Alternaria postmessia is the source of this 456-nucleotide messenger RNA. RefSeq lists its product as uncharacterized. Gene Ontology annotation, cellular component: actin cortical patch; cytoplasm; actin cytoskeleton. Lineage: Eukaryota; Fungi; Ascomycota; Dothideomycetes; Pleosporales; Pleosporaceae. Bases 1 to 456 code for a protein of 151 amino acids. Gene Ontology annotation, molecular function: actin filament binding. The transcript is spliced from 4 exons. The record is from RefSeq and is a predicted model, not a curated record. Gene Ontology annotation, biological process: actin filament depolymerization; cell motility; actin filament severing.
AUGGCUCAAUCCGGUGUCUCCGUCUCCCCUGAGUGCAUCAGCACCUUCAACGAGCUUAAGCUUGGCAAGGACAUCAAGUGGAUCAUCUACAAGAUCAGCGACGACUGGAAGGAGAUUGUCGUCGAGGAGACUUCCAAGGAGGCCAACUUUGACGUCUUCCGUGAGAAGCUGCUCAAUGCAAAGAGCAAGGACCGCCGCGGCAAGGAGGGCAUUGGUGGUCGCUACGCCGUUUUCGAUGUCCAGUACGAGCUUGACAAUGGCGAGGGCUCCAGGAGCAAGAUCACUUUCAUCAGCUGGACACCAGAUGAUGCGCCACAAUACCCCCGCAUGAUGUACUCGUCCUCCAAGGAAGCCAUCAAGCGCGCUCUGAACGGUCUCGCCGCCGAUAUCCAAGCCAACGACGCCGACGACAUCGAGUUCGAGAACAUCAAGAGCCGCGUCGCCAAGGGCCGUUAA